Castor canadensis (American beaver) is the source of this 1754-nucleotide messenger RNA. The record is from RefSeq and is a predicted model, not a curated record. Lineage: Eukaryota; Metazoa; Chordata; Mammalia; Rodentia; Castoridae.
GAGGGAGGGAGCGCGAGCUGAGGCACGCGCCCGCCGGUCCGCGCCCAGCCCCGCGCCGCCGCCUCAGCAGCCAUGGCCGAGCGCCGCGCCUUCGCCCAGAAGAUCAGCAGAACUGUGGCAGCUGAAGUUAGGAAGCAGAUCUCUGGACAAUAUAGUGGUUCUCCCCAACUGCUCAAAAACCUCAACAUAGGUGGCAGUAUAUCUCAUCACACCACAGUGCCCCUUACUGAAGCAGUGGAUCCAGUGGACUUGGAAGAUUACCUCAAUACUCAUCCUUUAGCUGUGGAUUCUGGACUUCUAAGGGAUUUGAUUGAAUUUCCUCCAGAUGAUAUUGAAGUUGUUUAUAGUCCUAGGGACUGUAGAACCCUUGUUUCAGCUGUACCUGAAGAAAGUGAAAUGGAUCCUCAUGUUCGAGAUUGUAUAAGAAGUUAUACAGAAGACUGGGCAGUUGUGAUCAGAAAAUAUCAUAAACUUGGAACAGGAUUUAAUCCCAAUACAUUGGAUAAACAGAAAGAAAGGCAAAAAGGUUUGCCAAAACAGGUCUUUGAAUCUGAUGAAGCUCCAGAUGGCAACACCUACCAGGAUGAGCAAGAUGAUCUCAAAAGACGCUCAAUGUCAAUAGAUGAUACUCCAAGAGGUAGCUGGGCCUGCAGUAUCUUUGACUUGAAAAACUCACUUCCUGAUGCUUUGCUUCCUAAUUUACUUGAUCGAACUCCAAAUGAAGAAAUAGACCAUCAGAAUGAUGACCAAAGGAAAUUAAACCGUCACAAGGAACUAUUUGCUUUGCAUCCAGCACCAGAUGAGGAAGAGCCAAUAGAACGCCUUAGCAUUCCUGAUGUACCUAAAGAACAUUUUGGUCAAAGACUUCUUGUAAAAUGUUUAUCACUCAAGUUUGAGAUUGAAAUUGAGCCCAUUUUUGCAAGUUUGGCGUUAUAUGAUGUCAAGGAAAAGAAGAAGAUUUCAGAAAAUUUUUAUUUCGACCUUAAUUCUGAGCAGAUGAAAGGAUUAUUACGUCCACAUGUACCACCAGCUGCCAUUACUACCCUGGCAAGAUCAGCUAUUUUUUCUAUAACUUACCCUUCCCAAGAUGUUUUUCUUGUAAUAAAGCUAGAAAAAGUCCUACAGCAAGGAGACAUUGGAGAGUGUGCAGAACCAUAUAUGAUUUUCAAAGAAGCUGAUGCCACCAAGAAUAAAGAAAAAUUGGAGAAGCUUAAAAGUCAAGCUGAUCAGUUUUGUCAAAGACUUGGGAAAUAUCGCAUGCCUUUUGCUUGGACUGCAAUCCAUUUAAUGAAUAUUGUUAGCAGUGCUGGGAGUUUAGAGAGAGAUUCUACAGAAGUAGAGAUCAGCACUGGAGAGCGAAAAGGGUCUUGGUCAGAGAGAAGGAAUUCUAGUAUUGUUGGUAGACGAUCACUUGAAAGGACAACAAGUGGAGAUGAUGCUUGCAACUUGACCAGCUUUCGACCUGCCACUCUCACAGUGACAAAUUUUUUUAAGCAGGAAGGAGACCGUUUAAGUGAUGAAGAUCUGUACAAAUUCCUUGCGGAUAUGAGAAGGCCAUCCUCUGUCUUAAGGAGGCUGAGACCUAUAACAGCUCAGCUGAAGAUAGACAUUUCUCCUGCACCUGAAAAUCCCCAUUAUUGCCUAACCCCGGAGCUACUUCAAGUGAAACUUUACCCUGACAGUAGAGUCAGACCUACCAGAGAAAUUUUAGAGUUUCCUGCCAGGGAUGUUUAUGUUCCAAACACUACUUACAG